AAUUAACUACUCAGCAUCCGAGUGGUGGUAGCAUUCAUUCAUACACUCUAAUCCAAAGUUCCAAGCUUGCAGUAAUUAAGCUGCACUUAUUAAGCACUGGUUCGUUUGAUCAUGGCUACCACUUCUGCUGCUGCUGCUGUUAGUGCCGGCACUGCAGCCAUGCAAGAAACCAAGGCGAUGCCCAGCGGCUCGCCGCCCAGUGGGAGCGCGUCGCCGGCGAGGUACCGGCCGUCGUGGCUGGUCAUAUUCAGCGCCUGCCUCGUCCUCCUCGGCGCCGGCGGGCCGCUCCUCCUCCGGGUUUACUUCGUGCACGGCGGGAGCCGCCUCUGGCUGUCCGCCAUGCUCCAGAUCUCCGGAUGGCCGCUCUUGCUCCCGCCGCUCUGCGUGUCGCUCUACCGCAGCCGCAGGCAUGGGAUCCUCAACCUCCUCCUCCCGCGGCGGCUCGUCGCCGCUGCCGCCGUGCUUGGUGGGUUCUACGCCGUGUCGUGCUUCGUGUACGGGCUGGGUUCGCAGGCGCUGCCGCUGUCCACGUCGUCCCUGCUGCUGGCGACGCAGCUCGCCUUCACCGCCGUGUUCGCGUUCCUGUUCGUGGGGCUCCGCUUCACCCCAUUCUCGGCCAACGCCGUCGUGCUGCUCACCAUCGGCCCGGCGGUGCUUGGAGUCGGGCCGUCGUCCGGGAAGCCGGCGGGCCAGUCCUCCAAGGCGUACUGGACGGGGUUCUGCGAGGCCAUCGCCGCGGCGGCGCUCGCCGGGCUGGUGCUUCCCCUCGUCGAGGUCGCCAUGGCUAAAUACGGCCGUCGCACGGGCCCCGCCGCGAGGGUGCCCCCGCCCUACGCCACCGUGAUGCAGAUGCAGGCGGUGAUGGGCGCCGCCGGCACGGUGGUGUGCCUGCUCGGCAUGGCCAUCAAGGGCGACUUCCAGGCGGUGCCGCAGGAGGCGGCGGCGUUCGGGCUCGGCACGACCAAGUACUACCUCGUCCUCGUGUGGGACGCCGUGUCGUGGCAGCUGCUCAACCUGGGGAUCAUGGGGCUCAUCACUUGCGCGUCGUCGCUCCUCGCCGGCAUCAUGAUCGCCGUGCUCCUGCCCCUCUCGCAGGUCCUCGCCGUCAUCUUCCUCCACGAGAAGUUCGACGGCACCAAGGGCAUCGCGCUCGUGCUCUCCCUCUGGGGAUUCGCCUCCUACCUCUACGGCGAGAAGGCGCAGAAGAAGCUGGAGGCUCAGAGGAUGAUGGCUGAGCAGGAGGUGGCGCUGGCACAGAAGACUGCUGACGUGGAGUCGCCGGCUCAUUGAUUUACAGUGAUGGAUUACACGUGUCCGCUUGGGUGGAUAUAGUACAUAUUUACAGGUGCAGUAAGCAUGUUUCUCUCCUUUUCUUUUACCCUUUUUUAAGAAAGAGUGUAGUGUUACAGUGACAUGCAUAAAUUUUGUACGAGAUUGUUUUAAACUCUGUAUGACAUUGCUUCAUUAUAUGGUAGCACAGAAAAAACAAGCAAGUGCUGCAAUUGUAUGAUUGUAUCAACAAAGAGGCUA
This is a messenger RNA of Oryza brachyantha (malo sina), 1530 nucleotides long. RefSeq names its product purine permease 3-like. The transcript has a single exon. The record is from RefSeq and is a predicted model, not a curated record. Gene Ontology annotation, cellular component: membrane. Lineage: Eukaryota; Viridiplantae; Streptophyta; Magnoliopsida; Poales; Poaceae. Gene Ontology annotation, molecular function: purine nucleoside transmembrane transporter activity. The coding region runs from base 112 to 1290 and encodes 392 amino acids.